Messenger RNA from Catharus ustulatus (Swainson's thrush), 2524 nucleotides. RefSeq names its product dihydropyrimidinase like 4 (gene DPYSL4). Bases 42 to 1766 code for a protein of 574 amino acids. Gene Ontology annotation, molecular function: hydrolase activity, acting on carbon-nitrogen (but not peptide) bonds, in cyclic amides. The transcript has 14 exons. Lineage: Eukaryota; Metazoa; Chordata; Aves; Passeriformes; Turdidae. The record is from RefSeq and is a predicted model, not a curated record. Gene Ontology annotation, cellular component: cytosol; cytoplasm.
GGCACGCGCGGCAGCCCCGCACAGCGGCGGAGGCGGCGGCGAUGUCUCAGCCCGGCAGGAAAAGCGUGACCCGGGCACCGAGUGACCAGAUUCUAAUCAAAGGAGGAAAAAUUGUCAACGAUGAUCAGUCAUUCUAUGCAGACGUUUAUGUGGAGGAUGGAUUAAUAAAGCAGAUCGGAGAGAACCUGCUGGUUCCGGGGGGCACCAGGAGCAUCGACGCCCACGGGCAGCUGGUGAUGCCGGGCGGCAUCGACGCGCACACGCGGCUGCAGGGGCUCGCCCCGGGCGUGAGCCCGGCCGACGGCUUCGCCCAGGGCACCCGGGCAGCGCUGGCAGGAGGCACCACCAUGAUCAUUGACCACGUGUGUCCGGACGCGGGGAGCAGCCUGCUGGCCGCCUACGAGCAGUGGCGCGGCCGCACCGACGGCCAGGCCUGCUGCGACUACGGCCUGAGCGUGGACAUCCCCCGCUGGCACGAGGGCCUGGCCGAGGAGCUGGAGGCCCUGGUCAAGGACAGGGGUGUGAACUCCUUCCUGGUGUUCAUGGCUUACAAGGACAAGCUGCAGUGCACUGACAGCCAGAUGUACGAGAUCUUCUGCACCAUCCGGGACCUGGGGGCCAUCGCCCAAGUGCACGCGGAGAACGGAGACAUCAUCGAGGAGGAGCAGAAGAGGCUGCUGGAGCUGGGGAUUACGGGGCCAGAGGGGCACGUCCUGAGCCGCCCUGAGGAGGUGGAGGCAGAGGCCGUGUUCCGUGCCAUCACCAUCGCCAGGCAGGCCAACUGUCCCCUCUAUGUCACCAAGGUCAUGAGCAGGGGUGCUGCAGAUGUCCUGGCUCAGGCCAAGAGGAAAGGCACCGUGGUGUACGGGGAGCCCAUCACCGCCAGCCUGGGCACCGACGGCUCGCACUACUGGAGCAAGAACUGGGCCAAAGCCGCCGCCUUCGUCACGUCCCCGCCCGUCAGCCCCGACCCCAGCACGCCCCAUCACCUCAGCACGCUGCUGGCCAGCGGGGACCUGCAGGUCACAGCCAGUGCCCACUGCACCUUCAGCACCGCUCAGAAGGCCGUGGGCAAGGACAAUUUCACCCUCAUCCCCGAGGGCACCAACGGCAUCGAGGAGCGGAUGUGCAUAGUCUGGGAGAAGUGUGUGGUCCCUGGGAAAAUGGAUGAGAAUGAUUUCGUGGCGGUGACCAGCACCAACGCUGCCAAGAUCUUCAACUGCUACCCCAGGAAGGGACGUGUGGCUGUGGGCUCCGACGCAGACCUGGUGCUCUGGAACCCCAAGGCUACGAAAAUCAUCUCAGCAAAAACCCACAAUUCGAACGUGGAGUACAACAUAUUUGAAGGCACCGAGUGCCACGGGGCCCCAACCGUGGUCAUAAGCCAGGGCAGAGUUGUCCUUGAGGACGGAAAUCUGAGUGUCACCCAGGGCUCAGGCCGCUUCAUCCCGAGGAAGACAUUCCCUGACUUUGUCUAUAAAAGGAUAAAGGCCAGAAACAGGCUGGCCGAGGUGCACGGCGUGCCCCGCGGGAUGUACGACGGGCCUGUGCACGAGGUGCCAGCGAGUGUCAAGGCCGUGGCUCCCGGCGUGGCGUCGCGCCCCGCGCCCUGCGCCGGCAAAGCCGCGGCGCCGCCCGUGCGCAACCUGCACCAGUCCGGCUUCAGCCUGUCCGGGUCACAGGCCGACGACCACAUCGCCCGGCGCACGGCACAGAAGAUCAUGGCCCCGCCAGGAGGGAGGUCCAACAUCACCUCACUGUCCUGAUGCUGUCCUGGCGCUGUCCUGGCGCUGUCCUGGCGCUGUCCUGGCGCUGUCCUGGCAUUGUCCCUCCCCAGGGCCGGCCAGGCAGGGGCCGUGUGCCGCCCUCCGCGCGGAGCCCAGCGAGGCAGCGCCCUUCCCUCGUAGGUAGAGUAGAGUGAUGCUGAGGUAGCGUCCCUGGGGUUCUCUGUUCCUUCAGUAGCUGCUAGCAAAGCCCUGUGCAUGCACUCCUGGGGCUGUGGGACAGCGUGUGGAUGAAGGCUCAUCCAGGCUGGAUCACGCUCUUCUCAGCAGCCCCCACUGCCCCUCCCAGCACAGCACUGCAGGGUGGGCACUGCCAUGGUCCCAGCCCUGCUCAGCCACGGCUCCCAGCCCUGCUCAGCCACGGCCCCCAGCCCUGCUCAGCCCUGCCGUGCUCCCAGAGCCUCCCCCAGACCUGUCCUCGAGGGCACAGCCCAGGGCAGGGCUCACAGCCCAGGGCAGGGGCAGCUCCUGGGCCAGUGUCCUUCUGUCAGCCUCGUUUUUUAAAGAUUAUUUAUACAUUUUUUCAGGAGCUGAGUGUGAGUCCAGUACCCAAUAGCAGGGCUCGUUCGGAGGCCAGGUGCAUGCCACACACUUUUUUAUAAAUUAUUUUAGCCCAGGUAUUGUAUUGAAAGGUGUGUGCAGAGUGAACCUCUGGCUGUGGAGCCAGCAGGCACCUCCAGGAACACUCUCCGUUCCUGUCUGCUCCUUGCUUGGAAUAAACUUGGUUGGAAACCACGGAA